AGGAGCACAGAGGCUGAAGGUGUCACUCGCUUGAUGCGGCUGCUGCAACAGGAGACAUUUCUGACAUCCCAUCCCUUUUCGAAUCGAGGAGGACAAUGAAUUUGCACUGCACCGGUACCCUGGUAUCUCUGGCCUCGGCUUUUCCAGUUGUAGUGGCUGACUUCGGACUAACAGACCCCAGGUUGUGCUACAUUCUGGAUGGAGUCCUGCUCAUUUAUGGAAUCAUCAUUACAGCUCUCUACUUCAAAGACAAGUUUUCUAAGCCAAAGGAGGGACCACAGAUGGAACCUAUAUAUUCAGACCUGGACAAGAACAGGGAUCAAUAUGACCAGCUGAGGAGAGGAAAUGACAUUGAGAACGCACCCAGACCGAAUCGGAGGAACGCGGAUGACCUCUACACGCCUCUGCAAAAGCCCACCACCGACUCCUAUGACCAGAUUGCAGUGAAACACAAGGGAGAGCGUCGCAGAAACAAAAACGAACAAGUUUACCAGGGUCUGAGUGCGGCGACCAAAGACACUUACGACUCCCUGAACAUGCAGCCCCUCCCGAUCCCUCCUCGCUAAUAAGGAGGAGCUGCGGCGUGUUUCCUGACUUUCUUUUGGAUGUUCAGAUAUUCAGACGCUUCAAGCCUUUCUGCGACAUUCUCCAGGCCCCUGUAAAAUAACACAGACAUGUACAGUAGUAAUGCUUAGAUUCAUGUUACAUACAUACCUUGUAUGUAACAAGCACCCCAAUACAUAUAAUACCUAAAUUGUAGAUAGAAACUUGAAAUCCUAUUAUUUUUCAGACUUGCUAGUUCAGUUUCCCCCCUCCCCCAGAGACAGAGAUAUUUUACAGCUGUGGUUUUAAUCUCAAGGCCUUUUCCCCCCGUUCCUAUCCAUGCACGUUUUAUUUCCAAGAAGGCACCCUCAGACGAGAUACCUUAAAACCGCUUAUACAUAAAGCUGUGUCCGUAAAUACAAAUGACAAGAAAAUACUUCAGAUCGAGAACCUAGCAACCAGGGAACUACAGUUCUUGGGAUUUUGUUUUUAAGGCUGUUGGAUUUCAAAUCUUGUGAAAUUGGUUAAUAUUAUAAACAAAUUCUAUAUGGCCCGACACAACAGAUAUUAAUCUGUAAAGGUGAAAAUUAACUGAAUAAGAACACAUCGAUGGCUUUUAAUAUAAUCUACCAAAUCACACGUAUUUAACUUUUGUUUUAAAUAAAUGUGAGAAAAAAAGUAUUGAAAAAGAAAGCACGCAUUUCCCGUCUUCAUGAAGCAGGGGUGAUUAUUUUCACUCCUCCCUGGUGUUACGUGCCCAGACUGUGCUGGCACUCUGAACUCAUUUCACAUUUAAAAGAAAUAUAACCGGAUGGAAAAAAAUACAUUUGAAAACAUUUUUUUGUUAUGUUGGCAUGCAAAACAUUUAGUAUCAUUAGGCUUACAGUAUUUUGCAAGAGGACUAUUAGACUGUUAUUGGGAAUAGUUAUGGCCCAUAUUAUUAACUAGCUAGUUUGAAACUUUAAAGGGCUUUGAUACCGCAUGAAGGAAAAGGGUUAGUUUUGUUUCCUAUACUUCUAAGGGUUUUUGAUGCAACAGGGAAAUUAUAAUAUUUGUUUGCAUCCCGUUUGGCGCCAUCGUGAGGUGAACAGGAGCGAAUCAGAAUAAUACUCUGGUUUGUUCACUGUCAAAACGAGAGGAAGAAAAAAUAGGUACUGCCCGUUCUGAGAUCGGUUGUUGAGUACUGUGGCAGAGUGAAAUGUUUCAGUGUACAUAUCCAAGAUCCCCAAAUUCUUAAAAAAUGUAAAUAUUUUUCUUUAAAAGAUUUGGGAGAUUUUCCGCUUACCUUCUCCCCUACUUUCCUUUCUUACAAAAAUGCAAAAACUCACGAGUGGUGAGCAAAACCAUUGCUUCAUUCUUAUUUGCAUAUAUAUGCAGGCCACUGUAAUGUCUGGAAGCAAGAACAACAUAAAAUACCAUACCCACAUAUAUUUAUAUCUGUUUUAAUCUACUCUAACAGCUAAUGUGUGUGCUGUUGGAGGCAUUGAAUGACUUUUUACGACUUUCCUCCCCUGCAAAAAAUGACAAGAAAGGGUCUGAAUACAUCUACAUAUCUAAAAAUCAGAAGAAAUCACUGCACUGAGACUGAGUGGGAAGAUGUCCUCACCACUGCCAAAAACGUUUGAGUUGUCAGCUUUUAAACUCCCCUUUCGGGAAUCGGACAUAUUUCGGACUGCUGACAAGGUCCUGGUGUCACAUCGCCACACUGCAUAACCUGAAAAAAAAAUCAAUUUUGUCCUCGGAGAGGGAGAUGCAGUAGUGUCAUUCAUCACAGCUUGAUCUGUCAUUCGGAGACAUACUGUACUUUGUACAAGGAUUUUUAAAGUUACAAUAUCCAGAUCGAAAAUAACUAAACUUAGAAUACCUGGGACUUAAAUUAUUUUGCACAUUCUGAUUUUUGCUAGACAAAAUCUGAAGCAAAUGCUUAAAAGUGCUAUGUGCUAUGCUUUAUGUGGGGUACUGCUCCUUUAGGUUUCCUGUUAAAGCAAAGCAAGCAGAACGCAUUCAUUCAAGGUAGGAUUUGUCAGCUUGAAGUUUCUGCUACUCUGUGGUCAAAGGCUGAAAGCUCAUAUUUGAGCACAGGCACCAGCACAAAGAAAAUUACUGGAGAUGAAAAUUAAGCAUACAACCAGAUCUGAAGACCAAAAAAAAUCUAAAAGAUUCCUUUCAAUUUUCUUUAGAGGUUUUAAACUUGUAUUCCAGUGCAUUGAGAACAUCCUUUGCUUUCGAUGUAACUUUUGCUCUUGUAAUACUGUGGGAUAAUGCAGUACAAUCUUGGUGCUUUGGUCUCAAACAGGUCAGGAGACAUUUUUAGGAGACUCCCGAAAUGUUUAAAGCCAUCGGUUAUACGUGAAGAGGGAAAUCUAUUAUAAGGUGGUUAAAGAACAAAUAACCACAUUUCAGGUAGUAAUGAGAAAAUGGGACCACUGCAAUGCUUCUACUUUUGUAUUUGUAAUUUAUCAUUAGACUUCCUAUGUAAAUACUUCAUGUGAUUUACUGGUAGCUAAAAUAAAAGUCUUGAUUCAGA
Molecule: messenger RNA, 3070 nt
Organism: Lepisosteus oculatus (spotted gar)
Lineage: Eukaryota; Metazoa; Chordata; Actinopteri; Semionotiformes; Lepisosteidae
Gene: cd247
Product: CD247 molecule
Biological process (GO): cell surface receptor signaling pathway
Cellular component (GO): membrane
Molecular function (GO): transmembrane signaling receptor activity
Source: RefSeq, a predicted model, not a curated record